Pogona vitticeps (central bearded dragon) is the source of this 2660-nucleotide messenger RNA. The record is from RefSeq and is a predicted model, not a curated record. Lineage: Eukaryota; Metazoa; Chordata; Lepidosauria; Squamata; Agamidae.
CCGUUUCCUCCCCAUCGACUCCUGAGUAUGUAGCAAACUCCAUUUAAAAAAAAAAAACACAAACAAACCAAGAAAUAAGAAAUAGCAACAACGAAACAGUAACACAGCUUCUGUUGGUUUUUAAGGUUUUCAUCAGCUUUUUUUUUUAAAAGAAAGUGGCUUAAAGAGUUCUUCUCUCGCCGAGAAACAAAAUUGCCCUACCUAAUCGGCAUCGUUGCCAGCAGCGUUUGGAAUUUUGUUUUUUGUUUGGGCUUUUUUGGGGGGGGAGUUGCGUGUGUUUAAUUAUUAUUAAUUUUUGCAUGCAAAUAAUUGAAACCAGUAACUGGAGAGCACAGAUUUAUUUUUUUGGUUUUUUUGGUGGGGUGGAGGGAGUAAUGAAAAUCUGCCAGUUAUUUUGAAAUAACAGUUUGGGCAGUGGCACAAAAUAUUACAUAUAAACAGACACACACGCACACACACAGACACGUACACACAUAUAAAUAUAUAACAUUUCUAUUUUAACUUCAGCAAUUGCACUUUUAGGAGCUGGCCUCUAAUUUGAUUUUUUUCAAUUUAAUGCUGAUGAGAUUUCUAUUUUAUGAUUGGCUUUAUGUUUAACUCUUGUUUUAAACAAACAUCGUUGGAGAUCAAUGGAAACCUAAGUGCUGGCGAAUAGAAAUUUUUACCAAAGCAAAAAAAAACAAUUUUUGUGAUUUCUUCACAUUUUUUUAACUUGAAUUCCUCGGGCGUUUUUUUUUUUCUCUCUCUCUCUCUGCAAAAAGCAGCAGUUCGUUUCUUCUGAAGAAGGCUGCUGUUGCAGUUUCCUUUUCUUUCUUUCCUUUUCCCCCCUUCUUCCCGUUUUUUUUUCCCUUUUGAGGGGGAGAGUCUUUUAUUCUUUUUAAUAUGGCCGUGAACGUAUCCUUGGUCCGUGAUACAAAAUGGCUGACGCUAGAAGUGUGCAGGGAGUUCCAGAGGGGAACGUGCUCCCGUUCCGACACAGAGUGCAAGUUCGCUCACCCCUCGCGGAGUUGCCACGUGGAAAACGGGCGCGUGAUCGCUUGCUUUGACUCGCUCAAGGGCCGAUGCACUCGGGAAAACUGCAAAUACCUGCACCCCCCGCCGCACUUAAAGACGCAACUCGAAAUCAACGGGCGCAACAACCUGAUUCAGCAAAAGACGGCUGCCGCCAUGUUUGCCCAACAGAUGCAGUUCAUGCUACCAGGAGCACAGUUGCAGCCCAUUACGACGUUUCCGGUGACCCCUUCGCUUGCAAAUAACCCCACCAUGGCGUUUAGCCCAUACCUGAGUCACAUGUCUCCCGGAAUGGGCUUAGUCCCUGCAGAGCUGUUACCAAAUACGCCGGUUCUGGUCUCCGCGAACCCAGCUGUUUCAGUACCAGGAGGUUCUGCUGGGCAGAAACUGAUGAGGACAGAUAAACUAGAGGUUUGCCGAGAGUUUCAGCGUGGAAACUGCACGCGCGGUGAGAACGAUUGCCGUUACGCUCACCCGAUCGACGUGGCUAUGAUCGACACCAACGAGAACACGGUCACGGUUUGCAUGGAUUACAUCAAAGGGCGAUGCUCCCGGGAGAAAUGCAAGUACUUUCACCCCCCUGCUCACUUGCAAGCCAAAAUCAAAGCAGCUCAACACCAGGUGAAUCAGACUGCGGCAGCCGCCAUGACUCAGCCAGCUGUCCGAUCGCCGAAGCGACCCCUCGAGGCAACCUUUGACCUGGCGUUGCCACCUGGUGCCCUUCAACCUUUACCAAAGAGGCCAGCACUUGAAAAAAACAAUGGUGCCACCACAGUCUUUAACCCCAGUAUGUUCCACUAUCAACAGACCUUGGCAAACAUGCAGUUGCAACAGCCGACGUUCAUUCCUACAGGGUCUGUGCUCUGCAUGACUCCCACAGCAAGCGUUGUUCCCAUGAUGCACGGUGCUACGCCCACCACUGUUUCUGCAGCAACAACACCGGCCACCAGCGUCCCUUUCACCGCAGCUCCUUCCGCCAAUCAGAUAUCCCAGUUAUCAGUCGAUGACUUGAACAGCAGCAUGUUUGUUUCACAAAUGUAGAAGCAAGCAACGGAACUCAAACCAUGUUGAAAUUCUGAAUUUGAAAUCACGGACUUUUCUGUCUUGGUGGAAAGCUACAGCCGGGCUCACUGUAUGUAUACGGCCAUCCUUUCCUCCUCUCCGAGAUCUACAGUAAGCCUGUUGCGGCUGACGUGUUAACCAAAAACUGAUCCAUGGGAAUGUCGAAACAAUUUUUUUUAAAAGCACUAUAGAAAAACAAUUAACAAAACAAUGCUCUGUAUACAAGACAUAGAAGUAGAGGACUAUACUAGUAGACUUUUAUAACACCGUAACUUUAACACACUUUUAAGAAAAGCAUUUUUUCCCCCCUGAGUACCAUCAAGAGAAAGUGCUUCGGCGCAACGGACUUCAUUGACUUAUUGUUCUCUUGUUGACGGAUAAAUGUUGGUCUGUUUUUCAAAGUGUUAUCUUACUGUUUUGUUUACAUCCUAGUCUAUACUGAUUUGUUUCAAAGGGGGGGAAAAAGAAAGAGCUGUAUACCAUUAUCAAGCAUAUUCAACACCAUUUGUUUUCAUUAUCAUAAUGUCUUACAUUUUCUUAUCUUAUGGUUCUGUUGGGUUUCUCUUCUCUUCUUAUUUUAUUUUUUU